This is a messenger RNA of Olea europaea var. sylvestris, 581 nucleotides long. Its product is annotated as vascular-related unknown protein 4-like. The record is from RefSeq and is a predicted model, not a curated record. NCBI's taxonomy places the organism in Eukaryota, Viridiplantae, Streptophyta, Magnoliopsida, Lamiales, Oleaceae. The transcript is spliced from 3 exons. Gene Ontology annotation, biological process: xylem development. Bases 24 to 434 code for a protein of 136 amino acids.
ACAAUUUUUUUUCCUCUUCCAAUAUGGAGAAAUCUGCCAUUCCUUGCCAUUCAGAGAAAGAUGCAGCAGAUAAUAAUACUCCUGAGGAGAGUAGUUGGACAUUCUACAUUCAAGAAUUCAUGUGUGAAAAUGGAGAAAAAUCUUGUUUUUCUUCUGAUUAUGAAAGCCCUUCUCUUAUCUCAGAUGCUGCUUCUUCUGCAGUCAAAAGAUUUCCCAAUAAUUCUACAGGCUUAAUUUCUUCUAAAAAUUGUAAUCCCAACUUAAAGAAGAAGAAACCUAAAGGACCAGAAGUUGAUGAAGAUUUAGUGGACACUGCCAGCUCUCCUGUAAAUAGUCCUAAGGAGAUAUCUUAUAUGAACCAUUUUAUGAAUCAGAAAGAUAAGAUGGAUGCUGCAGAUCAGGUGAAAAGAAAUAGUUUGGGCCACAGAGGCUAGGAUUAUUGAAAGGGAUACAAAGAAGUGAAGAAAAAUAAGAACCUAUAUAUGUUGUUUGUAUUUCUUACUUCAUCAUAUAUAUACACACAUAUUUCUCCUUUGUCUUCAUGAACACUUCUUGUACCCUAUCAACUAAUGAAAUUCUUG